AGAAAAUAGGAGAGGAUGAGAGAGAAGGUAUUUCUGGUUUGAAUGAGAUUAGUGAACGCCGCUUUUCUUCUGAUAUCCUCAACCAAACCUCCGUCUAGGGUUUACUCUUCUCCUUUCCGCCGCCCUUUUCUCUCUCAAUUCCGCUUCUCUUCCUCUUCGUCGGCCUCUUCCGUCGCAGUCAUGCCGGGUUCCGAACCAUCGGAGAUUCAGUGGCCAGCGAGGAGAGUCAGGGAUACUUACUUCGAUUUCUUCAAGGGGAAAGGUCACAAGUUCUGGCCAUCAAGCCCCGUUGUUCCUCAUAAUGAUCCCACGCUUCUCUUCGCUAACGCUGGAAUGAACCAGUAUAAGCCAAUAUUUUUGGGAACGGCUGACCCAAAUACUGAGCUCAGCAAGCUAACUCGGGCAUGUAACACCCAGAAGUGUAUCCGUGCUGGUGGGAAGCAUAACGAUCUCGACGAUGUGGGCAAAGAUACUUACCAUCAUACCUUCUUUGAAAUGCUUGGUAAUUGGUCAUUUGGAGAUUAUUUCAAGAAAGAAGCCAUCGAAUGGGCUUGGGAGCUCUUGACCAAGGUCUAUGGGCUACCGACUGAUCGAAUUUACGCUACCUAUUUUGGCGGUGAUGAGAAAGCUGGCCUUCAACCUGAUAAUGAGGCUAGAGAUAUAUGGUUGAAGCUUCUUCCAGCUGGACGUGUGCUGCCCUUUGGUUGCAAAGACAACUUCUGGGAAAUGGGAGACACGGGUCCUUGUGGACCUUGUACUGAGAUACAUUACGAUCGUGUUGGUAACCGUGAUGCUGCAUCCUUAGUUAAUAAUGACGAUCCAACAUGUUUAGAAAUAUGGAAUCUUGUGUUUAUUCAGUUCAACAGAGAAAGCGAUGGCUCGCUAAAACCUCUGCCUGCUAAGCAUGUUGAUACCGGAAUGGGUUUCGAGAGGUUGACUUCUGUUCUUCAGAACAAAAUGAGCAACUAUGAUACAGAUGUGUUCAUGCCUAUCUUUGAUGACAUCCAAAAGGCCACGGGAGCUAGGCCAUAUUCUGGAAAAGUUGGUUUGGAAGAUGUUGACAGAGUUGAUAUGGCAUAUAGAGUUGUUGCUGAUCAUAUUAGAACUCUAUCAUUUGCUAUUGCGGAUGGUUCUCGUCCUGGUAAUGAAGGCCGUGAGUAUGUUCUGCGACGUAUUCUUCGUCGAGCGGUUCGCUAUGGGAAGGAGAUCCUAAAAGCUGAGGAAGGAUUUUUCAACGGACUCGUAAGUUCUGUUAUACGUGUGAUGGGCGAUGUCUUUACGGAGUUGAAAGAGCAUGAGAAAAAGAUCACAGAGAUUAUAAAAGAAGAGGAAGCAAGCUUUUGCAAGACCUUGGCGAAGGGAAUUGAGAAGUUUCGGAAAGCUGGUCAGUCAGUUCAGGGGAAUAUACUGAGUGGAGAAGACGCUUUUCUCUUAUGGGAUACAUUUGGUUUCCCUAUAGACUUGACUCAGUUAAUGGCUGAAGAAAGAGGGUUGCUAGUUGAUGUUGAUGGUUUCAACAAAGCCAUGAAAGAGGCGAAGGAUAGAUCAAAGAAUGCCCAGAAUAAGCAAGCUGGUGCCGCCAUUGUUAUGGAUGCCGAUGCUACAUCAACAUUGCACAAGAUGGGUGUUUCAGCAACAGAUGAUUCUUUCAAAUACGUUUGGUUCCAGGGUCACGAGAGUGAAGUAAAGGGUAUCUACACUGGCUCUGCUUUCCUUGAAAGUUCUGCCAGUGGCAAUAAUGUGGGACUAGUAUUAGCGUCUACAAGUUUCUAUGCUGAGCAGGGUGGUCAGAUUUUUGACACAGGGCUUAUAGAAGGUUCAUUUGGUACAUUCAACGUAUGCAAUGUCCAAAUAUUUGGGGGCUUUGUUCUUCAUAUUGGUCAUCUCUCUACAGAAAAUGGAGAGGUAUCGGUGGGGGAUAAAGUGACUUGCAAGGUUGACUAUGAGAGACGUAAACUCAUCGCUCCUAACCAUACUUGUACACAUAUGUUGAAUUUUGCCCUGAAGGAAGUGCUCGGGGAUCAUAUUGAUCAGAAGGGAUCAAUCGUUCUUCCUGAAAAAUUGCGAUUUGAUUUCUCCCACGGCAAACCGGUUGAUCCUGAAGAUUUGAGAAAGAUCGAAUCUAUAGUGAAUAAACAGAUCAAGGAUGAAUUGGAUGUAUUUUCAAAGGAAUCUGUACUUUCUGAAGCCAAGCGCAUCAAAGGUCUAAGAGCAGUGUUUGGAGAAGUGUACCCUGAUCCUGUCAGAGUGGUGUCCAUUGGGAGACGGGUUGAGGACCUCUUGGCUGACCCUGAAAACGAUGAAUGGUCAUCACUUUCAUCUGAGUUUUGUGGAGGAACCCACAUAACAAACACACGCGAGGCCAAAGCGUUUGCUCUUCUAUCAGAGGAGGGAAUUGCUAAAGGUAUUCGUAGGGUAACUGCUGUGACUACUGAAUGUGCUUUUGAUGCGUUGAAUACGGCGUCAUUGCUUGAAAAAGAAGCAGAGGAUGCGUUCAAAGCGGAAGGAAGUGCACUGGAAAAGAAAGUUGCUACUUUGAAAAGGAGGGUAGACGAAGUAGAUAUCCCAGCAGCCAAAAAGGCAGAUAUCAAGGCCAAGAUUGUUUUGCUUCAGAAUGAAGUGAGAAAAGCUCAAAAGAAAAUAGCCGAGCAAAACCUGAAGAAAUCUGUCGAAGUAGCUACAGAGGCAGCUGAGUCUGCAGCAUCAGAUGGGAAGAUGUUCUGCAUUGUCCAGCUUGAUGUGGGUCUUGAUGCAGCAGCUGUUCGAGAGGCCGUUUCAAAAGUCAUGCAAAAGAAGGGAAUGUCAGUAAUGGUGUUCAGUACUGAUGAAAGCACAAACAAGGCGGUUGUGUGUGCGGGAGUUCCAGAAAAAUCGGAUCAGUUCAAGCAAUUAGACGUCACUGAAUGGCUUACAACUGCAUUGGGUCCUCUAAAAGGGAGAUGCGGGAAAGGGAAAAGUGGUCUCGCAACGGGACAGGGAACGGAUGCUUCUCAAGUGAAUGCAGCUUUGGAUAUGGCUGCAUCGUUUGCAUCAAUGAAGCUCAAUUGAUUUGGUCGGGAGAUUUAAGUAAUCUGUGUCGGCAGAAUAAUGAAUCUCCACUUAUUUGAAUUAUCCACUUAUUUGAAUUAUCACUGUAUACAGUUUUUACACAUCUUUUAAGAAUCUGUUAAUUUUCUCAUUUCUUGUGAUGGAAUUUGUGGUAUUACUACUCUUCAAUCAAAUGUUAGCGAUUGAGAUGUUAUGUUCC
Molecule: messenger RNA, 3247 nt
Organism: Eutrema salsugineum
Lineage: Eukaryota; Viridiplantae; Streptophyta; Magnoliopsida; Brassicales; Brassicaceae
Product: alanine--tRNA ligase
Exons: 23
Coding region: 43-3048 (1001 amino acids)
Biological process (GO): tRNA modification; alanyl-tRNA aminoacylation
Cellular component (GO): chloroplast; mitochondrion; cytoplasm
Molecular function (GO): ATP binding; alanine-tRNA ligase activity; aminoacyl-tRNA deacylase activity
Source: RefSeq, a predicted model, not a curated record